Molecule: messenger RNA, 3721 nt
Organism: Lynx canadensis (Canada lynx)
Lineage: Eukaryota; Metazoa; Chordata; Mammalia; Carnivora; Felidae
Gene: CENPBD1
Product: CENPB DNA-binding domain containing 1
Exons: 1
Coding region: 606-2231 (541 amino acids)
Cellular component (GO): nucleus
Molecular function (GO): DNA binding
Source: RefSeq, a predicted model, not a curated record
UCCACACAGCGGAGCGCAGAAAUCCCAGCGACCGACUCGGGCUAGAUGCUAUGAGGAUGCCCAGCGCCUUUAGACUUAUUUUAAGUCGGGCAUCUCCAAGGACACAUAUUUCCCGGGUCCUCCACAGGAAGCGGUUCACAAAAGACAACACCAGUCCCUGGUCCGUCCCCCACCCCCACCCCCGGCCGCUGCUACCGGCGCCUCUCGUGAGCCCGCUACCCGGCUACCUGCUGCUUCGAUGUCCCUCUAGAACGGAGGCACUGACUCGGUGUGUGCUAUGCAGCGUUAUUAACUUGCACGGAUUUUUUUCUGUUUUCUGGAUCCCAGAAGCCCACGCCGGUUUUAACGUUCCUGCAGAUGUGCUGUCUGGGGAUUGGACACUCUGAUUGACACCGGAGGCCUACGCUGCCUGCCUUCCAAUCGAGAGUGAACCAGCCUGUUUCUGGCAAAGGGGGCCGGGCAGGCCUUUGGUGACCUUUUUCUCAUCCGCCUGCGCUUCUUGGCGGCCCCAUUUUCUCUCCCGCGUUUUGCAAGGGAGCAGAGAAUAGCCACGGGCCUUCUUGCUCCUGAGACCGCUGUGAUUUUACUACAUUCUGGAAGGGAAAAUGCCUGGGAAAAGGUCCCUAAAUGCAUCGGCCAUCCCAAGUGCCAAAAGGGAACGGAAAGCAAUUACCCUCGACAUAAAAUUGGAAGUGUUGAGACGAUUUGAAGUUGGUGAAAAGCUCAGCCAAAUUGCGAAGGCCUUGGGCCUUGCUGUUUCUACAGUGGCUACAAUCCGAGAUAAUAAGGAAAAAAUCAAAGCGAAUUCGCAAAUAGCUACUCCUUUGAGAGCCUCCCGGUUGACUCGGCAUCGAAGUGCAGUCAUGGAGACCAUGGAGCGCCUGCUGCAUGUGUGGCUUGAAGACCAGAGCCAGCGAAAUGUGCCCCUGAGUGUCACAGUUAUUCAGGAGAAGGCUAAGAGUUUGUUUGAUGACCUACAGCGUGAAAGAGGUGCAAGCUCUCAAACAGAAAAGUUUACUGCAAGUAAAGGGUGGUUUGUGAGAUUCAAGGAGCGCCACUGUUUGCCCCACUUCAAGAUAAACAGCACGGCUCCUGGAAACAAGGACACAUAUCCAGAAGCGCUAAGAAGCAUCAUUGAAGAAGGUGAGUAUACCCCCCAGCAGGUUUUUAACGUAGAUGAGACGGGGCUUUAUUGGAAGAGAAUGCCUGAAGGAACGUUUAUUUCUGUGGAAGAGAAAGCUGAGCCAGGCUUUAAAUCAUCCAGAGAUCGCUUGAUGCUGCUUCUUGGUGGCAAUGCAGCUGGGGACUUUAAGUUGAAGCCCCUAUUGGUGUACCACUUGGAAAACCCCAAGGCUCUGAAAGGAUACUCCAAGCCCAAUUUGCCUGUAAUUUGGCGCUCAAACAAAAAGGCCUGGGCGACCAGGAGCAUCUUUCAGGAAUGGUUCACAUACUUUUUUUGCCCAGCCGUUGAAAGAUACUGUGCCCAGAAUAAUCUCACCCACAAAGCGUUGCUCAUCCUAGACAAUGCCCCAUGCCACCCAGUAAAUUUGAGUGAUCUGUCUGAUAAUGUAAGAGUGGAAUAUCUUCAUGACAGUACAGCUGACUCCAUCCAGCCCAUGGGUCAAGGCAUAGCCUCCGCCUUCAAAGCUCAUUACGUGAGAAGAACUUUUGAGCACAUCCUAGAAGCAACAGAUGGGGAGGAUACAGCCAUGAUCAGGGAGUUCUGGAGAAACUACAGCAUCAUGGAUGCUGUAGACAACAUUGCACUAGCUUGGGAGGCGCUGAGACCGGCAACAAUGAACAGCGUGUGGAAGAAGAUCUGGCCUGAGUGUGUUCGGUUCCAGAGCGUUUCCCAAACAGAUAACAUUGCACAACUUCAACAAAACAUUGUGACCCUUGCCAAGAAUGUGGCUUUCGAAGAGGUUGUAGAAGCCGACGUGGACCAGUUGCUGAGGUCCCACGAGGAGGAUCUCUCGAACACGGAACUGAUGCAGCUAGAGCAGGAGCCUGCAGAAGAGGAGAGUGAAGAUGCCCCACCUGCCCUGCGUCAGCUAACCACAGGAAGACUCUCAGCAGCCUUCUCACAUUUCGAGGCAGGCCUACAGGUCCUUACAAGUGACGGCUCUAAUGAUGAUUGGAAACUGAAAGUUUCGGGAGCAAUCAAUGAUGCGAUCAACUGCUACAGGGAAUUGUACAAUGAGAAAAAGCGGCGCUCAAAGCAACUAUCUUAGGUCGUUUUCCGGUGUGUGCGACCAAACGUUAAUCAAAAUAAAGCCAGAAGCAACAAGAUGACCUCAGCGGAUGAGAUCCAGCCACGCCUCUCUACUUCCAGAUGCUUUACAUCUUUGGAAACUCUUGUUUCUGGUAUUUUCAUUUUGACACCUGAGAGUACCAAAUUUUGUCAUUAAAAUUUCACUUAAAUACGUGCUUUAGAAUAAUCACAUGCAAGAAUACCCAGGAAAAUGCUGCUUCAAAAGGAGAAAACUGCAGGGUGCCUGGGUGACUCAGUCUAUUAAGCAUCUGACUCUGGAUUUUGGCUCAGGUCACGAUCUCACAGUUUGUGAGAUCAAGCCCCACGUUGGGAUCCACACUGACAGCGCAGAGCCUGCUAGGGAUUCUUUCUCUCCCUCUGUCUGUCUGUCUCUGCCCCUCCCCUGCUUGUGUGCAUGCUCUCUCUCAAAAUGAAUAACUUUAAAAAAAGAGAGAGAAAACUGCAAGGAGGAGACUAGCUCUUCUAAGACAUUAAAGCAAACUAUAAAACUUCAGUGAGUAAGUCAGUGCAGUAGUCAGACCUGUGGAAUAAGUUUGGAAGCCCCGAUUUUUUUUUUUAAUGGUGGGGGACAACUGGUUAAUCAUUUGGAAAAAGAUAAAAUUAGAUCCCUGCCUCACAGCAUACACAAGACUAAAUAAACAGAUCGUGGAUCCAAAAAUAAAAAUUGAAACCAUACGAGUACUACAAAAACACAUAGAUGAAUGCCUCUUUGACCUGGGUGCUGGGAAAUUUUCCAUGACUUAAGAUCCAGAUGAAAUAAGAAAAGUUAAUUUGACUGUAUAAAAAUGUAACAAAAGAGCUUUUCCAUGGGAGAAACACUACAAAGUCAAAAGCAGUUGAUAAAUUGGAAGAAAAUACUUGCAACAUCUCACAGACAAUGGGCUAAUCCCUGCUAUAUGGAGAACUCUUAGGAUUGAGGAGGAAAAAAUACCAGAAAUCCAAUAGAAAAGUGGACAAAGGAUAUAAUUCAUGAAUAAAUAAAUUAGGUCUUGAAACAAAAAUGUUCAACCUCAUUCGUGAUUAGAGAAAUGCAAAUUAAAGCUACACAGAUACUGUGUCUCACUAAUUAGAUUGACAGAUAAUCAAAAAGUAUGGCCACACCCUCUGUUGGUAAUGUUCUGGGCUAACAGGGACCUCCUACAUUGCUGAUGGGAAUGCAGAUUGCUACAACGAAUAUGGAGGGACAUCAGACACUCAUAAAAAAUACGUUUCUUUUGACUUAACAAUCCCACUUUCAGGAGUAUACUCUGAAGAUACACCUCCAACAAAAGAAAAUACAUGUGCCCAGAUUGUUGCAUCCUUGUUUGUUACUGCAAAAGUGAGGAGACAGCCUAAAUAUUCGUAUAUAGAAGAAUGGUCAAAUAUGAAAUGGUUAUUACAUACAAUGGGAUAUAAUCUAGAUGUAAAUGAUGAUAACAGUAAUAAAGGAGGAAGAACUCUGGACUGAUA